Molecule: messenger RNA, 1626 nt
Organism: Aureobasidium melanogenum CBS 110374
Lineage: Eukaryota; Fungi; Ascomycota; Dothideomycetes; Dothideales; Saccotheciaceae
Exons: 1
Coding region: 1-1626 (541 amino acids)
Cellular component (GO): actin cortical patch
Molecular function (GO): phosphatidate phosphatase activity
Source: RefSeq, a predicted model, not a curated record
AUGCGUUCUUCUUUGGCUUACGGAGCCCUGCUCCAAGCAUCGCUAUACUCUUUCGCCAGUGCUUCACCAGCACCUACACCUCGUCGCGUCUUCCAAGCCGAGGCUCUGGCAGCUCAGGUCACUGAAUCGCCCGUCGACCUCUCCCCUUCGCGCACCGAAGAGAGACUUCGCCGCGGUGUCGUCAGCGAUAUCAAGUCGGGAGUCAGUGAUAUUGAAUCGGCCAUCAGUGGACUUCCAUCUUGGGCCUCUUCAGAGGUCCCAGGCUUCUUCCAGGGUUUCCCCACUGGUGAUGCUGUCGUCUCGUCGCUCGGCCUCGACGACGCUCAGGUCUCUGCAUUGCCCACUCAAGUCCUCAAUCUUGACCCCUAUGCCAAUUGGACCGAGUCUGGCUGGAAUGUCAGAUUCCACGGCAAUGUCUACAAGCAGCCCAACACCUCUACUGCAGACCUCAAUCGCCUGGCCAACAUCUUCCUCGUCAACACUUCUAUCUCAGAACUUCCUCCGGAUGAAGCAGACCGAGCCCGCAAUGUGACUGGCAGCAUCUUUGUUAUCCAGCAAGGAGAUGUAGCUGUCGCUCCUAUUCACCUUGAUCCUGCCGCAUCGCAAGGUUCUUCUGGUGAACCCGGUGGUGGUGGUGCAGUGACUCCUAGCGGUGGUAAUCAGACUGUAACCCUUCCAUACAACACCACUGUUGAGGGUGAUUUCGAUGUCUUUGUUCCUAUCAACGGCAAUGGCCUCAUGAACGGCAAUGAGACACAGGAGGUUCAACGCUUGAACACUCACGUCGAGGGUGCAAGCAUUGGCAAUUCCACUGCAUAUCUCGUACCCGAGACCGGUCUUACUGUUGUCAGUGAUAUUGAUGACAUUCUUCGUGUUACCAAGAUCUACGAGCCUGCUCAGGGUCUGCUUAACUCCUUCGCUAAGCAAUACGUCCCUUGGGAGAACAUGCCUGACAUCUAUGCCAACUGGAGCAAGAGCUUGCCCAACAUGCACUUCCACUACCUGACAACCACUCCUGAGCAAGUCACAAGAGACUACAUGAACUUCACCUACAACAACUACCCUGGUGGUUCAUUUGAUACACGUCCUCUUAACUUCUCUGAUGUUUCUGCCACACUUUCCAUCCGAAAGUUCCUUCUGGUCAAGAUCUUCGAGACCUUCCCUCAAAGAAAGUUCAUUCUUGUCGCCGACACUAGCAACAGCGAUGUCAUGAGAGAUUACCCUCAGAUGGCAACCGACUACCCCGAUCAGGUGCAGUGUAUCUUCUUGCGCAACACCACUGCAACAGACCCUGGUGAUAAAUUCCCCUACGAUACCAGCGGUUUCAAGAAUCUGAACCAGGAGAAGUACAUGUUCUUCUUGCACCCUGACGACCUCACCAAUCUCGAUAUCUCCAACGGACAGUGCUACAACCAGUCGAUUGCUCAGAACCUGACCUUUGGUUACCAGGGACUGCCUCUCGGUCUCGGAAGUUCGCCCACUGCCGUCAACGCUUCUGCCACUGGCGCUGCCAACAAGACUGGCAAGAGUGGAGCAUCCGCUUUCAAGAGCAAGGACGUCGUUGGUGCACAAAGUUCCUUGGCUCUCGUCGCAGCACUGGGAGCUGCUAUGUUCAUGUUCCUUUAG